Nomascus leucogenys (northern white-cheeked gibbon) is the source of this 1416-nucleotide messenger RNA. It is a transcript of the gene LAMTOR3, whose product is annotated as late endosomal/lysosomal adaptor, MAPK and MTOR activator 3. Gene Ontology annotation, cellular component: Ragulator complex. NCBI's taxonomy places the organism in Eukaryota, Metazoa, Chordata, Mammalia, Primates, Hylobatidae. The record is from RefSeq and is a predicted model, not a curated record. Gene Ontology annotation, biological process: positive regulation of TOR signaling; cellular response to amino acid stimulus.
GGGGAAGGGGCGGGGCGCGGCCGGCGGCCGCGCCCUCGCAGCUUCCGCCGGGCCCCUCCGGAAAUCCCAUAUCGUGGGGCGACGGCGGCGUAAAAAGUGCUUCCUGGAGUGCAGAAGAGGUCAUGAAUCAUGUGACGGUGGCUUGAGGAGGAACCUGUCUUUAAAGCUGUCCCUUAAGUAACAGCGGAGAGAACCGGAGAGCCCAGAAACCCGAGGCGUGGAGAUUGAUCCUGCGAGAGAAGGGGGUUCAUCAUGGCGGAUGACCUAAAGCGAUUCUUGUAUAAAAAGUUACCAAGUGUCGAAGGGCUCCAUGCCAUUGUUGUAUCAGAUAGAGAUGGAGUACCUGUUAUUAAAGUGGCCAAUGACAAUGCUCCGGAGCAUGCUUUGCGACCUGGUUUCUUAUCCACUUUUGCCCUUGCAACAGACCAAGGGAGCAAACUUGGACUUUCAAAAAAUAAAAGUAUCAUCUGUUACUAUAACACCUACCAGGUGGUUCAAUUUAAUCGUUUACCUUUGGUGGUGAGUUUCAUAGCCAGCAGCAGUGCCAAUACAGGACUAAUUGUCAGCCUAGAAAAGGAACUUGCUCCAUUAUUUGAAGAAUUGAGACAAGUUGUGGAAGUUUCUUAAUCUGACAGUGGUUUCAGUGUGUACCUUAUCUUCAUUAUAACAACACAAUAUCAAUCCAGCAAUCUUUAGACUACAAUAAUACUUUUAUCCAUAUGCUCAAGAAAGGGCCCCUUUUUCCAACUUACACUAAAGAGCUAGCAUAUAGAUGUAAUUUAUAGAUAGAUCAGUUGCUAUAUUUUCUGGUGUAGGGUCUUUCUUAUUUAGUGAGAUCUAGGGAUACCACAGAAAUGGUUCAGUCUAUCACAGCUCCCAUGGAGUUAGUCUGGUCGCCAGAUAUGGAUGAGAGAUUCUAUUAAGUGGAUCAGAAUCAAACUGGUACAUCGAUCCACUUGAGCCGUUAAGUGCUCCCAAUUGUACAAUAUGCCCAGGCUUGCAGAAUGAAGCCACCUUUUUAUUGUGAAUAGUAAUAAGGACAUAUUUUUCUUCAGAUUAUGUUUUAUUUCUUUGAAUUGAAUGAGGAACAUAAAAUGGCUUGGUAAAAGUAACAAAAUCAGUACAAUCACUAACUUUCCUUUGUACAUAUUAUUUUGCAGUAUAGAUGAAUAUUACUAAUCAGUUUGAUUAUUCUCAGAGGGUGCUGCUCUUUAAUGAAAAUGAAAAUUAUAGCUAAUGUUUUUUCCUCAAACUCUGCUUUCUGUAACCAAUCAGUGUUUUAAUGUUUGUGUGUUCUUUAUAAAAUUUAAAUACAAUUCGUUAUUCUGUUUCCAAUGUUAGUAUGUAUGUAAACAUGAUAGUACAGCCAUUUUUUUCAUAUGUGGGUAAAAAUAAAAUAGUAUUUUUAAAAAUAUA